Molecule: messenger RNA, 6942 nt
Organism: Centropristis striata (black sea bass)
Lineage: Eukaryota; Metazoa; Chordata; Actinopteri; Perciformes; Serranidae
Product: NLR family CARD domain-containing protein 3-like
Exons: 9
Coding region: 1251-4838 (1195 amino acids)
Molecular function (GO): protein binding
Source: RefSeq, a predicted model, not a curated record
UCCUCCUCCUGUGUUUUUCUGUUGUGACGCAGUUGUUUUUCCUCAAUGUGAAUCUUUUGGUAAGUGACUCUUUUCACUGUUAAACACUCUGAGCUGAUCUCAGGUCUGUCUGUUUGUGUUCCAGUGUUUUAUAAUAACAAUUUUAAACACAGUUUGACUCUGCUAAAAGGUGUUUAUCAGGAUCACCCACUGCUUUGACAGCAACUAACAUGCUAACAUGCUAACCAUUUUGAAGCUGAUUCAAACUCAAAUUUAUGGCGAAACGUCCAGUAACACAAUACAAGAGUAGCACUAAGCAUGUAAACGUACUUUGUUAGCAAAGUUAAAUUUGACUAUUUGGGAAUUGGGUCCUCUUGUAAACGUUCUGCUGGAAUAAUUUGUGAAACAUCAUGUAGCUUGUAAAAAAAACCCACACAUCCUCUUUGAGGACUUGUAUAGCUUAACUAGCCAGCUGUAAACUAGUUGUUGGCUUGUUGAAUAAGCUGAGUACUCUGGCUCGCCAUUAGUUAUAAGAGUUAGCUGAGUUAGAAGCUAGUUGUAAACUAGCUGAGCUACCUGUAAUGCUAAUGGUGAACUUGUUGAGUUAGUUUCUAGUUGAGCUAGUGGUAAACUAGUAAGCUCUGAGUCAGUUGUUAACUUGCUGUCAGCUAGUUGUAAAGCAGUUGUAACCUAACUGAUACUGCUGAUUGUAAACUAGUUGUAAGCUAGUUAACUUGUGUGGACAUUUUAAACUUGUUGGGCCUAUUUGUAAACUAGCUGAGCUAGUAGUAAGCUAAUUGAGCUAGUUGUUUACUAGUUUAGCUAGAUGUAAGCUAUUGGCAAGCUAGUAAACUAGUUGGACAUUGUAAGUUUGUUGUAAACCUGUUGCUAGCUAAUUGAUUAACUUGUAUUGUUAUUGAGCUCAAUAUAAACCUGCCGAGUUAUUUCUAGUGGUUGUAAAAUAGUUAAGCUAGUUUUAAGAUUAUUGUAAACCUGUUCAGUUAUUAUUGAGUGAGUUGUAAACAAGCUGUUGAGUGUAAACUAAUUGUUCAACCAGUUUAGCUAGUUGUAAGUUAAUAGUAUUCUACGUAAGCUACUUGUAAGCUAAUUGAGGUUAUAGUUAACUCGUUGAAUUAGUUGUAACCACUUCAAUAUGUGUAUUUCCUCAAGAGCUACAAAUACAAAGACUCAGUGACUGUGAAAUAUUGUUGUUGUUGUUGUUGUUGUUGCAGUGACAGAGUGAAUCUCUCCCUGCAGGUGUGGACUCUGCUAUGGAUCAGUGUGAGGACAGAGAGGAGGGAGACCCUCCCUCUGAAACCACUCUGUGUGGGGAACAUGACAGCCAGACCAAAGCUCAGAGAGUGCAUCAGGAGAGACCUGAACCUGGAUCUGGACCUGAACCCAGCUGUGUCUCCAUGAAGAGUGACCAGUCUAAGGGUCGCCCUAUUGACUUUAAAGUUGGACAACCUGGAUCUGGACCUGAACCCAGCUGUGUGUCCAUGAAGAGUGACCGGUCUAAGGGUCACCUUAUUGACUUUAAAGUUGGACAACCUGGAUCUGGACCUGAACCCAGCUGUGUGUCCAUGAAGAGUGACCGGUCUAAGGGUCACCUUAUUGACUUUAAAGUUGGACAACCUGGAUCUGGACCUGAACCCAGCUGUGUGUCCAUGAAGAGUGACCGGUCUAAGGGUCACCUUACUGACUUUAAAGUCGGACAACCUGGAUCUGGACCUGAACCCAGCUGUGUGUCCAUGAAGAGUGACCAGUCUAAGGGUCGCCCUAUUAACUUUAAAGUUGGACAAGCUCCUGAUGGAAGAAUUCAUCAGGAGAGCUCAGAGGGCCUCAGUGGUCAGUCUGCCCAACAGCAACAAACAGAUCUGGACUCCAUAUUUAUGCUGCUGGAGGAGAACAUCGUCACUUUUGUGAAGAACGAGCUGAAGAAGAUCCAGAAGGUUCUGAGUCCAGAUUACCAAGAAUACUUAGAGAGUCAGUGGGACUAUAAGGGGCAGAGGAGGAGCAGCAGAGAGGAGUUUCUGAAUAUCACACUUAACUUCCUGAGAGGAAUGAAGCAGGAGGAGCUGGCUGACUGUCUGAAGAACAGAACUCAUGUCCACACUCCAGUGUGCAGACGUAAACUGAAGUCUAACCUGAAGGAGAAGUUCCAGUGUGUGUUUGAGGGGAUCUCUAAAGCAGGAAACCCAACCCUUCUGAAUCAGAUCUACACAGAGCUCUACAUCACAGAAGGAGGGACUGCAGAGGUCAAUGAUGAACAUGAAGUCAGACAGAUUGAAACAGCAUCCAGGAAACCAGACAGACCAGAAACAACAAUCAGACAAGAAGACAUCUUUAAAGCCUCACCUGGAAGAGAUGAACCAAUCAGAACAGUGCUGACAAAGGGAGUGGCUGGCAUUGGGAAAACAGUCUUAACACAGAAGUUCACUCUGGACUGGGCUGAAGACAAAACCAACCAGGACAUAAUGUUCACAUUUCCAUUCACUUUCAGAGAGCUGAAUGUGCUGAAAGAGAAAAAGUUCAGCUUGGUGGAACUUGUUCAUCACUUCUUUCCUGACACCAAAGAAGCAGGGAUCUGCAGGUUUGAAGAGUUCCACGUUGUGUUCAUCUUUGACGGUCUGGAUGAGUGUCGACCUCCUCUGGACUUCCACAACACUGAGAUCCUGACUGAUGUCACAGAGUCCACCUCAGUGGAUGUGCUGCUGACAAACCUCAUCAGGGGGAAACUGCUUCCCUCUGCUCGCCUCUGGAUAACCACACGACCUGCAGCAGCCAAUCAGAUCCCUGCUGACUGUGUUGACAUGGUGACAGAGGUCAGAGGGUUCACUGACCCACAGAAGGAGGAGUACUUCAGGAAGAGAUUCACAGAUGAGGAGCAGGCCAGUAGAAUCAUCUCCCACAUCAAGAAAUCACGAAGCCUCCACAUCAUGUGCCACAUCCCAGUCUUCUGCUGGAUCUCUGCUACAGUUCUGGAUCUGUUGAAGACCAGAGAGGGAAGAAAGAUGCCCAAGACCCUGACUGAGAUGUACAUCCACUUCCUGGUGGUUCAGUCCAAAGUGAAGAACGUCAAGUAUGAUGGAGGAGCUGAGACAGAUCCACAGUGGAGUAAAAAGAGCAGGAAGAUGAUUGAGUCUCUGGGAAAACUGGCUUUUGAUCAGCUGCAGAAAGGAAACCUGAUCUUCUAUGACUCAGACCUGACAGAGUGUGGCAUCGAUAUCAGAGCAGCCUCAGUGUACUCAGGAGUGUUCACACAGGUCUUUAGAGAGGAGAGAGGACUGUACCAGGACAGGGUGUUCUGCUUCAUCCAUCUGAGUGUUCAGGAGUUUCUGGCUGCUCUUCAUGUCCAUCUGACCUUCAUCAAGUCUGGAGUCAAUCUGAUGACAGAACAACAAUCAACCUCCCGGUGGUCUGAAGUGUUCGGGGGCAAAUCAACCCAUCUCUACCAGAGUGCUGUGGACAAGGCCUUACAGAGUCCAAACGGACACCUGGACUUGUUCCUCCGCUUCCUCUUGGGUCUUUCUCUGCAGACCAAUCAGACUCUCCUCAGAGGCCUGCUGACACAGACAGGAAGUUUCUCACAGACCAAUCAGAAAACAGUCAAAUACAUCAAGAAGAAGAUCAGUGAGGAUCUUUCUCCAGAGAGAAGCAUCAACCUGUUCCACUGUCUGAAUGAACUGAAUGAUCGUUCUCUAGUGAAGGAGAUCCAACAGUCCCUGAGAUCAGGAAGUCUCUCCACAGAUAAACUGUCUCCUGCUCAGUGGUCAGCUCUGGUCUUCAUCUUACUGUCAUCAGAAAAAGAUCUGGAUGUGUUUGACCUGAAGAAAUACUCUGCUUCAGAGGAGGCUCUUCUGAGGCUGCUGCCAGUGGUCAAAGCCUCCAACAAAGCUCUGCUGAGUGGCUGUAACCUCUCAGAGAGAAGCUGUGAAGCUCUGUCCUCAGUCCUCAGCUCCCAGUCCUCUAGUCUGAGGGACCUGGACAUGAGUAACAACGACCUGCAGGAUUCAGGAGUGAAGAGUUUUUCUGCUGGACUGAAGAGUCCACACUGCAGACUGGAAACUCUCAGUCUGUCAGGCUGUAUGAUCUCAGAGGAAGGCUGUGCUUCUCUGGCAUCAGCUCUGAGCUCCAACCCCUCCCAUCUGAGAAUUCUGGAUCUGAGCUACAAUCAUCCAGGAGACUCAGGAGAGAAGCUUCUGCCUGCUGGACUGAAGGAUCCACACUGGAGACUGGAGACUCUCAGGGUGGACCAUGGUGGACUGCAGAGACUGAGACCUGGUGUGAGGAAGUAUGUCUGUGAACUGGAACUGGACACAAACACAGUAAACAGAAACCUCAAACUGUCUGACAACAACAGGAAGGUGACACAUGUGGGACAGGAUCAGUCAUAUCCUGAUCAUCCAGACAGAUUUAACUACUGGCCUCAGCUGCUGUGUAGAACUGGUCUGACUGGUCGCUGUUACUGGGAGGUCGAGUGGAGAGGAACAGUUGAUAUAUCAGUGAGUUACAGAGGAAUCAGCAGGAGAGGACGCAGUGAAGACUGUGAGUUUGCAAGGAAUGAUCAGUCCUGGAGUCUGAGCUGCUCUGGUGGUGGUUACUCUGUCUGCCACAAUAACAGAAGAACAAACCUCUCCUCCUCCUCCUCCUCCUCCUCCUCCUCCUCCUCCUCCUCCUCUGGUAGAGUAGCAGUGUAUGUGGACUGUCCUGCUGGCUCUCUGUCCUUCUACAGAGUCUCCUCUCACUCACUGAUCCACCUCCACACCUUCAACACCACAUUCACUCAACCUCUUUAUCCUGGGUUUGGGUUCUGGUCCUCUGGUGCCUCAGUGUCUCUGUGUCCUCUGCAGGUCUGAGAGUCUCUCCUGUGGACAGAAACUCUGCUGACUGAAAUCAAAGUUCAGUCUGUUCACCAUCACUCACACUCUGCACUGUGAAGCAGAUCUGUCUCAGACUCAAACACAAAACAUUCAUUUGUCUGAUUUCAUCUCUUUGAGGAUCAACAUUUUUCACUAGAAACAUUUCCUGAUGUGUAACAUCUGCCUCCUCCCUGGUGCGGUGAUUAAAAGUGACUCUGUUGGACACACUGUAUAAAGCUGAAAGAAUGUAAAGUGUAUCUGUGUCCAUGUACACAUGCUGUAAUAAACUUGUAUUAAAUUGUAUGUGUUUUUAGGGACGGUGCAGGAAGCUUUGUGAAGCUUUGAGGCUUCAGACUCAGCAGCGGCACAGUGACAUCUGCUGGUUUGCAAACCUCACAGCAGCAUUAAUUUAUGCAAGAACUUUUCUUUUUAGUAAUUUUUUUGAAAUCCAAUGUCUCUAACUUACAUAUAUAUACUGUACUGAUGCAACCUCUGGACACCUUUGUGGCACAAAAAACUGCUUUUAAAUCACUAUACAUCAAUAUUUUUCUCUGCCUUUUUUCAUAAAUCUCUUUAACAACUUCAGACUUGUUCAAAAAAUGUCUUUAUUUUAACCUUUAAAAUGCCAGGUUAUAUAUUUGAAUAAAUUAUUUCAUAAUUAAUUUUUUUUUUAAAACAACUAAAAGAUUAGCAACAGAACUGAUUUGAUUGCAUUAGUAUUUUUUAUGUAGUGCCAGAUACUCCCUCUGGACACCUUCUUGGCCAAAAAUGCCUCAUGGACUUCCAUUGAAACCACAUUUAUUAAUCUCACUUUCAUUAUGGUAUAAAACCAUGCAUUCUGUAAUGUCAGCAUUUCAUUUUGAAGAAAAUUAGUGAUAUUUGACAUUUUCACUGUAUUCCACCAAAUUCAACCAUUUUCCCAUUGUAGGCCGAUACAUGAAAUUCUUGUAUUUUUGCCAGUUAUAUUAUGGAGCUUUGUAACUAGCAGGGGAUGUGAUGUGAGCGAGGCAAGAUAAUAAGACUGACAACAGCAGCAGUGGCAACAACGUAGUAGGAAGAAUUAUAAUUUUGUGUUAUGAAACAGUUGAGCUAGCUUUAAGCUCGUUGUAAGGUCGUUUUAAGCUACUGCUAAGAUAUUUGUGCCCUCUGUAAACCAGUUUUGCUUGUUGUUUUUACAUUUGAAUUAAUCAGGCUUCUACUAAGUGUGAAGGAAAGUUGGUGUUUCCUGUCAUGGUGGGACAUGAAGUAGGCGGUGACCUACUUGAUAUUCAAGACACAAGGCCUUGUGGGAACCCAAACUGUGAGCUUAUAACUCUGAUAACACCAUGUGAGAGGGGAACGUGUAGAUAAGUGGGGUCUGGCCUGAUGUGAUGUACAGGGGAGGAAGGUUAGGGCCACUUUGCAGAUAAUUAUUGUUAUUUCACAUUCAUUUGUAUGUGAUUUAAGAAAGAAGAAUAUUAUUGAACAUAUCUUUUGGUAAUUUGUUGUUAUUGGUGUAAUUUUUUUUUUUUUUUUGAAGAGAAAAGAUGGAGAAAAGUAUGAUUAUUUUACUCCACAAACACUGGAUCCUACAUUUCCCAUCAUGCAGCUGGACAGCGUCUCUUCUGUGAGGAGUUGAUGCCACAGCGCCCCCUGCUGGACAAACUGUGUAACAACAACAUUCAUCUUCUGAAUUUUCUUUGAGUUGAUCUGCAACAUUCACAGCAGCAGGAAUAUAAAUAUAUUUUAUUCAUCAUAUUUAUUAAUUAAUAUAUGUGAACGAUCAGGCUCCACCUCAGAAACAAAACAAAAUGUUUUUUUUUAAAAGGCCAAUUCACCUAAAUCCGUCUCAUAAAGUUACUAAACUAUCAAUUAUGAACAUUAAUAAUUAUAUUAAUAAUUAUAAUCAAAUUACCAUAUUCAUAUUAAGUAGUGGUUGAAGGAAUUUAGAAUUGUUUUCAUAGAAGAGACAAACAUAUCGUUCGUAUUGUAUAACAUGAAUUGCAUAGCAUGUAUAUUCCAAAAGGGUAUUUAGUGUAAUGUAAACAAAAACACACAAGCUAUAGAGUAUAGAGAGCUACACAAUGUAAUCUAAGAUUAUUUAUUUAUUUAUUUAUAAGGG